Molecule: messenger RNA, 2787 nt
Organism: Adineta ricciae
Lineage: Eukaryota; Metazoa; Rotifera; Eurotatoria; Adinetida; Adinetidae
Source: the annotation of a GenBank genome assembly
AUGAGCGUUGCAGCGGCCACAGGUGCCGUCAGCACGCAACAUCAUCAGCCAACUGCAGAACAAAUUCGUCUGGCUCAAUUAAUUGAUGAUAAGAAACAUGAUCAACCAGAAGUACAAGACAUUGUUCGAAAAGUUCUCGAUGUUGUUGCCAAUUCCAAUCAAGAAGAUGCUUUAGUUGCUUUAUUCGAUUGUGAUUAUGACUAUGAAAGAACUGUUGCGUUACUUAUCGAAAAAGGCCAUGAUGUUGCUAGUGAAUGGCGGACAGCAACAAAUCAUAAGACGACGAAAAAACAACAGCAGAAGAUUGCAUCAACUAAAAAUGGACAUGCUGGAGAUGUAGAUGAAAAUGGAUAUCAACGAGAUGGUGCUUCUUAUCGAGGUAAAUCACGUGGUGGUCGAUCAAGAUUUCAGCAGCAACAGAAUGGAAAUGAUUCUCAAAACACUAAUCAACAGUCAAAUGAUAAUAGUGUAUCUCAAUAUAGGUCCCGGGGAGGAAGUGGUUAUCGAGGUCGCUAUCGUGGUAGUAAUCGAGGUGGUCAUCGUACGAAUGAUAGAAAUAAUCCGCAGCAACAUUAUGAGCAGCAAUCAUAUGAUCCAAAUGUUGAUACAUCACUACCGUCAGAUACGACACAACGCUCUACUGAUGUACCAUAUUCAAAUCGACGAGGAGGUGCUGCGGACAAUAAUAGACAACAACGACAAUGGGAUGUUGGCAAUUGGAAUGGUGAAACAAUGGUUUAUUCUAGAACAGCUAAAGAUAUUGAACAACCUUUGAAUUCCGAGGAUAAUCAUGUAUCGAAUGCAUUACAUUCUUCAUCAGGAGUAGCCAAUGGCCAAUCAUCGUUGAAAACGUCGUCGGUCAAUAAUGUUUCUGACCCAAAUACGUCACAAAAGUCCAAAACAGAAUUCGAUCCGAUAGAGGCGACACGUCAGAUUAAGAAUGUUAUUGGUAUCGGUCAAUUCCAACAGCAGCAACAUCAAAAUAAUGCAUUGCCCAAACCUCUAAUGGACAUAAAACCAUUGAUGAAUGAUCAACAAACAGGACAACAACAAAAGUCCAAUACAAUACCAUCGAAAUCAUUUGGUCAAACCAUGAACACAAAGGUGACGCCUCCUCCUUCUCAGCCGCAGCGUAUUCCGCACCAACCAGUGAUCUUUUCUGAUCGUUUUGAUGGUGGAAUGAACAAGAUUGACAUACAAUUUGGCAAUCUAACCGAAACGUUAGAAGACACACCAGCGCGCAAUCCACCAGUGUCAAUAUCACCGUCAUCAACAUCUGCAUUUUAUCAACGUUCAGAACCGAUCACAUCGAUGUCACAACAAAAUAAUACUUCAUCGACAUUUCACAGCUCUCAACGACCAACGACUUUGCAACACUCACAGGCUGAACAAUCUGCUUUUGCUUCACCAUUGCCACAUGCAAAUUCAACUCGUUCAUUUGAACAACAACCGGUGAUGAAUCAACAUCGUGUUUUACCACCACAGGUGCAACAUCCUCAACAACAACAACAACAGCAGCAGCAACCAUCAUCGAUGUCAAUGAAACCUGUCGUACCAACACCAUAUGCUGUACAUCCUUCACAACACCAAAUGAAUGCAUCUAAUGUGCUCUUACAAUCGCUACUUUUCCAUCAUCCACAACAGGAGUCUAUUCCAUUGGAUACUCCAUACGAUCCAACAACGUUUCAGUUAUCAUCAUUUGAUUUUAAUACACCAUAUUAUAUGGCAGCGAUGAGUCAACAACCACCACCACCGCAACAAACACAAGCGCGUUAUCUUGUUCAUCAACCAUCAUUACAACCUCAACAGCAGCAAUCACAGCAGCAGCAGCAGCAACAGCAGCAGCAGCAACAACAACAACAACAACAACAACAACAGCAGCAGCAACCGACAUCCAAUCGAUCGCAAACAUCCGCUAAUAACAAUGUUCAAGCAUCAACAAUGUCUAAUUCUUCAUCAUCACAUCCGUCUUCAUCGACGUCAAGCACAUUGCCUACAGCACCGAAGAAAGGACCUGCCGUUCCGCCAGGUAUCUUUCUAUCGGCAGCACCACCGACUCAACCAGUGUAUUCAACGGCAUAUUCAGCAGCAUACGGUAUUCCGCCAUCAGUCGGUGGACAGCAACAAACAGGUGCAACAACUUAUACAACGCCAUAUGACACCGAACAGUUAUUCACAAAUGCAUUCAUACAAUUGGCCGGUGCGCAACAGGCUCAAUCGCCUUCUGGUACAUAUGGAUCGGUCACACCACCUGUUCAACAUCAAAAUCAACAAACACAUAAUAAUAAUGAUAACAAAGGAAUGAAUUAUCGAGGACCAGUUAAUGAUGAUCUCGUUUUAUUACAACAAUAUCAACAAUUCAGUUUACAACAAAUGAACAGUCAACAACAAGGCCAACAAGCAGGAACACAUUCAACCGCUUCGCUAAGUUACUUUCUUGGUCAUCCACCAAAUGGACCAAGUUAUUCGCCAGGCCCUCCAAUUGUGUACGCACAACCAACUGCCGCCAUGCCACAGCAACAACAGCAAACGUCUAAACAACAGGGACAACACUAUAAUCAAACAAAUUCUUCAUCAGGUGCAGGCGUUAACGAUGAUUACUAUAGUCGCAAUUCAUCCAAUAACAAAGAUGCACGCUAUAUGUACACAAUGCCAACGCAGGCACAGCCGGUUCCAUCCCAUUCAGUUGGUCAACAAUCAGGCAUGAAUAAACAACAGCAACAACAACAACAACAACAACGUAAUGCGGGCAAUGUCUACAACAAUCAACAGCGUUCAUUUCAAUAA